Messenger RNA from Prunus armeniaca (apricot), 1407 nucleotides. Lineage: Eukaryota; Viridiplantae; Streptophyta; Magnoliopsida; Rosales; Rosaceae. The record is from the annotation of a GenBank genome assembly.
AUGAUGGAUUGUUUGCCGGACCAGUUAGUAUGGGAGAUCUUGAGCAGGGUUAAGAAAACCACUGAUAGAAAUUCUCUGUCUUUGGCGUGUAAACGCCUGCACGGAUUGGAUAAUGAACAGAGACAAUCUCUUCGGGUUGGUUGUGGAUUAGACCCUGCAAAUGAAGCUUUGACUUCUCUCUGCAGUAGGUUUUCCAACUUGACAAAGGUAGAGAUAACUUACGCUGGUUGGAUGUCCAAACUAGGAAAGCAGUUGGAUGACGAAGGGCUUCUUAUUCUUUCCAAUUGCUGCCGUUCUAUGGUUGAUCUCACAUUAAGCUACUGCACCUUCAUCACUGAUUUGGGCCUUGGUCACUUGUCUUCUUGCUCAAAACUUUCAGCUUUGAAGUUGAAUUUCACAACAAGAAUUACUGGCUGUGGCAUAUUAUCUCUUGUUGCGGGCUGCAAAGUUCUCACUAUCCUCCACCUUGUACGAUGUCUAAAUGUUAGCAGUUUUGAGUGGCUUGAAUAUCUUGGAAAGCUUGAAACUCUUGAAGAUCUCUCAAUUAAGAAUUGUAGAGCUAUUGGGGAGGGUGAUUUGAUUAAGCUAGGUUCUAGUUGGAAAAAACUAAAAUGCUUGCAAUUUGAGGUAGAUGUGAAUUACAGAUAUAUGAAAGUUUAUGAUCGUUCAGCUGUGGAUCGCUGGCAAAAGCAGUGGGUCGCAUGUGAGAACAUGGUGGAACUUAGCUUGGUAAAUUGUAUCAUCAGCCCUGGGAGAGGGCUUGCUUGUGUGCUGGGGAAGUGCAAGAAUUUGGAGAAGAUUCACUUGGACAAGUGUGUUGGGGUAAGGGACUCUGACAUUAUAGGCUUAGCCCAAAAAUCAAAAAACCUCCGCUCCAUUUUCCUUCGAGUUCCAUCGGAUUUCUCACUUCCUCUUCUGAUGAAUAAUCCACUGAGAUUAACCGAUGAAUGUCUAAAAGCCAUGGCUCAGAACUGUUCGAUGCUUGAAUCUGUCAGGAUAUCGUAUUCUGAUGGGGAUUUCCCUUCAUUUUCCUCAUUUACAUUGGAUGGAAUCCUUAGUUUGAUUCAGAAGUGCCCUUUGCGGGAACUUGCUUUCGACCAAGUGUAUUCCUUUAACGAUGUUGGAAUGGAAGCUCUUUGCUUGGCUCAGUAUCUUGAGACCUUGGAGCUGGUCAGAUGCCAAGAGAUAAGCGACGAGGGGCUGCAGCUUGUGGGGCAGUUUCCCCGGUUGUCCAUUCUGCGUUUAAUCAAGUGUUUAGGGGUUUCUGAUGAUGGGUUAAAGCCACUUGUAGGGUCAUACAAAUUGGAAUUGUUGGCUGUGGAAGAUUGUCCUCAAAUUUCUGAAAGAGGAGUUCUGGGAGCUGCAAAGUCUGUAUCUUUCAGACAAGACUUGUCAUGGCUGUACUGA